AUGAGAAUCUUCACCAUUUUUGCUGAACUCAUUCUUCUUGGUCAAAUUUGCCCAGCCAGGGGAGCUGUUUCGAAAAGAAUACAAUGUGCAAAACUGAAUGAUCGCUGUGAAGUUGAAUGCCUUACCUUCAAAGUCAAGAUUGGGGGAUGUAGAGCUGACCUAACACCACUGUGCUGCAAGCAAUGA
Molecule: messenger RNA, 186 nt
Organism: Jaculus jaculus (lesser Egyptian jerboa)
Lineage: Eukaryota; Metazoa; Chordata; Mammalia; Rodentia; Dipodidae
Product: beta-defensin 107A-like
Exons: 2
Coding region: 1-186 (61 amino acids)
Source: RefSeq, a predicted model, not a curated record